Molecule: messenger RNA, 5958 nt
Organism: Pocillopora damicornis (cauliflower coral)
Lineage: Eukaryota; Metazoa; Cnidaria; Anthozoa; Scleractinia; Pocilloporidae
Product: serine/threonine-protein kinase 10
Biological process (GO): protein phosphorylation
Molecular function (GO): ATP binding; protein serine/threonine kinase activity
Source: RefSeq, a predicted model, not a curated record
AAGUAUUUUUGUUUCAUAUGUAUCCGUGAUUUGUACAUCCGGUAUUUUCGUGGAUCGUCAAGUUCGAAACCUGAGAAACCUGAGAAAUACACGAUAAGAACUUCAGAUAAAUGUCACGAAAAUAAUUUAAUUUUUUUUUUCAGUUUAGUGCGAUCAACCUUUGCAUUUUAUUAUUGUUUCAUAACUAUUUUUGGCUGAUCAGAUAUUUUACAGAUCUUCCCAGGCCGGCCUCAGUUUCAGUUUUUGGCAUUUCAACAUUUCAAGGAUCAUUCUUCAGAGCAACGAUUUCUGUGUAAACUGUUUAUGAAGUGCUCGUGGUGAUGCAAGAAAAAUAUUUCCUGCUUGGGGCGUGCCUCUUACGUCACAGCGUGACAGAGAGAGACUGCAUCGAGCACGAAACUAGGCACUGGGAACGAUAUCAGGAUGUGACGUCAGUUAUCGGAAUGGCCGGAGGAGGAAAGUGUUCAUCGGUGUGGGAAAUGAUACUAGUAACACUGUGAAGGGGGAUGUUUGUAAACCAACACUGCACUUAUAUUCAUGUUCUGAGUAUUUCUGUACAGAAUUUUUAAGCAAGUUAUCCUUAACAUUACUGAUGCAAGAUCUUUCAAAAUCUGCUCAACUGAGUUAAGAUUGUACAAGUUCGUAAUAGCUGCUGCACACGCUUAUGAUCAAAAUUCAAGAUGUCUUCGUUCUUCAAACAACUGUUCCCCUUCAUGAAAGUCAAGAAAAAGAAGGAAUUUUCCUACAUUAUUCGUGGAGUUGACCCUAACACUAUUUGGAGUCUUGUUGGUGAACUAGGUGAUGGAAGUUUUGGGAAGGUUUAUAAGGCAGAACGAAAAACAGAUAGUGUUCUAGCAGCUGCCAAGAUCAUUGAUGUUAAAGAUGAAAGUGAACUGGACGACUUUAUGGUUGAAAUAGACAUUCUGAGUGAGUGUAAACACAAGCAUGUCGUGGGAAUGUAUGAAGCUUACUACCAUGAAAAUAAGUUGUGGAACUUGAGCGAGGUCUAAAUGAAGAACAGAUCAGAGUGGUGUGCAAGCAAAUGUUUGAGUGCCUCCACUUUCUUCAUACUCACAAAGUAAUCCAUAGAGAUUUGAAAGCUGGAAAUUUGCUGCUUACAAAUGAGGGCAACAUCAAGCUUGCUGAUUUUGGUGUUUCUGCCAAGAACAAGAAAACUAUACAGAGAAGAACAACAUUCAUUGGGACACCUUACUGGAUGGCUCCUGAAGUUAUUGUAACAGAGACAUGCAAAGAUGACCCCUAUGACUACAAGGCGGAUAUUUGGUCUGCUGGUGUUACACUCAUUGAGCUGGCUGAGAUGCAACCUCCCUACCAUGACAUGCACCCUAUGAGAGUGUUGUUCAAAAUACCUAAAGCUGACCCACCUACACUGCAGUUUAGAAAUAGAUGGUCUAAGGAUUUCCAUGAUUUUCUGUCUCUUUGUGUGGUAAAAUCCCCUGAAAUGCGAUCAUCAGCAGCAGAUUUACUGGAGCAUCCUUUUAUUGUCAACUGUAUUGACAAUAAACCUCUGAAAGAACUUUACAAUGAAGCCAAGGCUGUUGUGAUUGAAGAAUUUGAAGAUCUUCCUGAAGAUAAAGAGAAGAGAGAUAAAGAAGCCCUGAAGUCAGCAGAAUCGACUGAGUCUUUGGACGAAAGUGAAGAAUUGUUUAUCGAAACAGGUUCAAAGGACUUGGAUAAGGAGAAAGACGAGAGAGAGGAGAGUGAGCUGGAAGAAUCUACAGAGAAGGAAAAAGAUUCUGAGAAAGAGGAUGGAACAGAGGAAGGUGAUGAAGAUCUCAAGGAAAAUGCAGAGGUGAAGAAAGAAGAAAGUGACGAAAAUUUAUUAGAGAAAGAGGAGGAAAUUGCAGAUAAAGGGGAAACGAAGGAAGAACAAAAGUCAGAAGAAGAAAGUAAUAAAGAAGAGGGACCCUUGGAAAACCAAGCGGAUGCAGUGGAAGAAAAUAUAGAAGUUUUCGAUGACAAGGAGGUGAAAGAGGAAAAGGAGAAAGAGAACCUUGAAGAAAAGGAGGAGGAAGUUGAGGUGAAGAUAGAGGAAGCUGGAGAGAGGAAGGAUGAAGGCGAAACGGAAAGUCACGGAGCUGAAGAAAAGAGGGAAGAAGGUCAAGCUGAGACGGAGGAAGCGGUUGAGAAAAUCGAAGAAGACGGAGAAACGAAGGAGGAAGUUUCAGAAAGUAGAGGGGAAACAGAUGAAAAGAAAGAAGAAGUUGAAGAGAAACUCGAGGAAAGAAAAGAAGAACCUGAAGUUGUAACAAAAGAUGCUGAAGAUAAAGCAAAUGAUAUUGAAGCAAAAGAAGAGAUGGAAGAUGAAGAAGAAGUUACAACUGAGGAGUCGAAAGAGGAACCCACAGCGGAGGAGGUUGAUGCCGUGAUAGUUUUUAAAGAUAGUAAUGAACCGGCAAAAGUAACACAAAAAGAAGGACAGCAACUGGCAGAUAAGUACUCUACACGCUUAGACAACAUCUUAGACAAGUUAGAGGAAGACGAAGGAGAGUCAGCAGGCGAAGUAGGAGAACCAUCAGUUCCUCAAGACGAAGAAAAACCCGAAGAGGGUGAAAAGCAGAGGGAUGAAGAAACAACGACAGCUCAGGAAGAAGAGAAAUCAGAUGACGCUGAGGAAACAGCCACAAAAGUGGAGGAGAAAGAAACGGAAGAAAAGAACGACGAAGACAAGGACAGUGAACAGACUGAAAACAAAACUGAAUUAGAAGAUGAACAGACUUUAGAUGCAGAUGAAAAGAUUCCCAUACCAAAUGGCCGUGAGAACGACAAAGAACCGUCCAAUCAUUCCAAAGAGAAACCAGAAACUACAGAUGGCGUGGAGGAGAAAAGUUUCAAAACAUUAAAAAGGAUUCGUAAGUAUGAAAAAGAUGGCAAGAUAGUGACGGAGACGACAUCACGAGUUGUAGAUGUGAGUCAGGAUGACUACAGGAAUGCACUGAUGAAAGAACAGCAACAAAGAAAAGUGAAUCUUCGUGAAAUGAAGAUCCUCCAACGCGAGGAACAGAAACAAGGAAUUCUACUUAUGGCCAAAAUUCGCCGUCAGUGGGAAGCUCAGGAACAACGAUUUGAACAGGAGCUGCAGGAAUUGGUAAAGAAAUUUGAGGUAGAUUUGGACACUUCAAGCAGGAAUCAAAAGAAAGACAUAGAAAAACUAGAAAUUGCGCAGAAUGCUGACCUUCGCACUUCCUCACGCAAGAUGAAACAAGACCAGGAAAAAGACCUCAAGAAAUUCAGAGAGAAUCUCAAAGAGGAACUCAAAUUUGCCAAGAAAGAGGUGGAUCAACUGCCAAGGAAUUUAAGGAAGGAGAGUUGGCGAAAGAAGAGAGAUGAAGUAGAAGUCUCACAGCGGCAAGCUGAACACGAAUUUCUAGCCAUGCAACAGGCGGAGUUUGAGAGAUUCACGAAAGAGCUGGUUGAAUUACAUCGUGAGAAGAUGUACGCCAUGGAAAUGCAAUUCCUAAAGGCGAAACACACCCUCAAGAGAGAUCACGAGGGAGAUUCGUGGAAGAUUGAGCAGCGACAACUGCAGGACAGACAUCAGUUGGCCAGAACACAACUGAAGGAGACUUUCUUCCUACAGCGAUCACAGAUGCUGAACAGACAUCAGAAGGAAGUGGAGCAACACAAUCGUCUAACCAAACUUAAGGAAGAGGAAAUGAAGAGACGUCAUGAGAUCGAACGGAAACGGCUUCCUAAGAUACAACGGGAAGAAAUCAAGUCUAAGACACAGCAGUACCGCAAGUCUUUGAGGAUAGACAAGAGAUAUUCAAUGGAUAUUGAGCGAGAAUUAAUGAAAGAGUUUGAAUUGCAGGAACGUAAAAAGGCUCGAUCAGAGUAUGAUAAAUUGUUAUUCCGACAAGAAAUGGAGGUAGAGGAGCUGCGCGUCUCCUCUGAAUCUGCUCUCAAAGAGUUGCAACUGUUACAGAAUGAGAAGCGUCACAUGUUAAUGGAAAGCGAAACUAUGAAGUUAAAAGAACGAGACGAAAAGCAUCAAACCCAGUUAGAAUCCUGGAAAGCUGAACUUGGUCCACGAAAGAAGAUUCUCGAAGAGGAAUUCGCGCGCGAGGAACGUGAACAGCAACUUUUUUAUGCCGGAAAUAUAAGCGAUUACCCAAUCUCCCCGGUAACGUCGAAUAAGGAAUCAGAAGAGGAGCCUGGGGAGAUCCAAAUGGAUGGAGAGAAAACGCCAGAGGACAAUCUUUCUAGUAAAUCAUCAUCCGGAUCUACUUAGUUCAAUGUUGUCUCUAUAGUUUCUGUACAGUUAUUGUUCAGUGUAAUAGUGUUUUUAUUGUUUAAAAGGUAGAUACGUACGUUUUAUUUGUGACAUGUGUUAGACAAUUCCCUGCUGAAAAAAAAAUGUACUCGGGAUUAAUAAUUUGCCAGACAGGAAACCGAAAUAGUUCAAUUGAACGUUUGGUUAGGUGAUAGUCAUUCGUUUAUGAAUCUCGGAAGUCGGGAAAUUAGCUUAGAUACGAAAACAGCGAUUUAAAACUGAGCAGUGAUUGACUCUUGUUGAUAUUAAGUUGUCGCCUAGAGGGCUUUAUCCAAAGAGGAUACUGAAGAUUUCGACAGUUUUAUAGCGCGCUCUGGGUUCUUAUAUUAAAAAUUGGAAAUAUUGUCCUUGAUGUUAAGUUUAACCAGUCGGCCAGUCGUGCAGACACUUGUCACAACAGUCGAAUAGCAAGGGUAGUACUGAGCCAAUCAGAAUUCUUGAGACAUUCCACUUGUCCACACUUGUGCAAAACGUUACAAUUACGAUUCUUGAAGGUUUUACUUUUCGUGGAAUGUGGGUGAGAACUUGAACGAGUUACCAUAAAAACUUAUCUGAAACUGAAGAACCAGUUUCUAAAAUAUGUGUUUACUCAACAUUUAUAUGAUGCGACAGAUCGUGCCUCUUUGAAUGCAAUUGAUAGAUUUGAGUCAAACGUUCGUGUCUUCGCAAAAAUUAUCGGUUUGACAUGCAUUCUUUUUUUUCCAAGUGUAAAUGACAGGUGAUGUGCCUAGGUACUAUUGCAAACUUUUCGGAGACUGGUCCUCCAAACACUGAAAUGAUUCCUAUAGACUGAGUUGAAAAAUGUAGCCUUUUUAAAUUUAUCAAUAGUUUAAAACGCGAAAGGAAUAUCUCUUUUGAUAAGUUUUACCCUCCGCUACUUUUAUUUCAUGUGUGUUGUGUUAUUAUCAUUCAUUGGAUUUGUCUUUUGCUCAAAUAUAUUCUUUGGUUUUUCUUCCUUUUAAUGUGCUGUAACGUGCAAACCUUUUUUUUAAGGUCAAACAAGUCUGGUCGUAUACAUUUUGAGAACAUUUGUAAGGCUUAUAAAUAUAUUCUCUUGACAGAAUUGGCUUUUAUGAGAUGCUUUUCUUUCGCAGUGAGUCUUAUCUUGGUUUAGUCCAGUAUUUGCUCUUUGAAACGUUAUAAUUCCCGUAGUAAUGUCGCUGAUAGUAUUAGGUUCUUUAUGUUCUUCAUCGAAUCGAUGAUAACUUCAUUUCUUGAAGGGAAUCAUGUUUGGCUCGAUGGCGGACUUCUUUUCUUGUUAUUCAUAACUUCACGGCCUGUGAAAUUUUGCCAUACAUUUCCUGUUUAGUUUGACCUUUUCAGACAUCAGUCCAAGCACAUCUCCCUCUUCAGUCUUAAGAAUCCUUACUGCGAUACUUGUAAUGGCCUCUUGUAACAUGUGGCCAUCUCCCACGAAAGAGGUGUCGUAAAACGAUCUUCGCUUUCUAUGAAUAUCUUAAUUUCGAAAUGCUGUCUAUUUAUGAGUGCAGUCCCCUUUAAUUAUAGUUUUUCCUACGUAAUUUAGGUUGCAUAAACCAUAGCUAAAAAUUUGUUAAAGUAAUCCCCUCUAGCAGAGCUGUGCUCGCUUAGAUUUUCAAAUUUUAUGGGAAAUUAAGAAAACAAGAUAAAUAUUUGAAAUAGUCGAAUAAAAAUUGUAAUUAUGA